Rodentolepis nana is the source of this 1149-nucleotide messenger RNA. The record is from the annotation of a GenBank genome assembly. Lineage: Eukaryota; Metazoa; Platyhelminthes; Cestoda; Cyclophyllidea; Hymenolepididae.
AUGAAACCAGAACCAUCUGUCUUUAUAAUUGGACCACCAUGCUCCGGGAAAUAUUUAUUAGGGGAAUAUGUUUCUCGAAGGUUGAAUUGCAUACAUAUUUCAAUAAAUGUACUAAGAGAAAUUAUUGAUAACAACGAAGAUGCGAAUAAUAUCGAAAAGGCGCAGAUUUACGCUAAUUUUCUCAAGACUCGGUUAUCCGAAUAUGACUGUGAGAAAAAUGGCUAUGUUCUAACUGGGUACCCUACAACUCUGGCUGAAGGAAAGGCCCUGCAAAGAUCUGGUAUCUUUCCUGAAAGAAUACAUAAAAUACCUUCCUCGGAUUCUGAAGACAGAAUAAGUGGUGAAAAAUCGGAAAAUCCCAAUAAUAUCGAUUCACAAAUAGCCGAUUACCGUCGUCAUUUCAUUGACCUCAGCCGAAUAUAUAAGAACAAAAUUACUCAUAUCCCCGCUGAUCGUUCAUUAAGUGAAGUGUUUCAGCGAGUAAUGUGUUAUUUAUCUCGUCCACUUCAAAAUCCAGCCAUGUGGAUACCUAGAAUUGUCCUACUAGGUUUCUCAGGUUCUGGUCGCAAGACUGUAGCCGAAAAACUGACGAAGAAAUAUAAUCUUGUUACAUUGCAUUGUGGAACACUUAUUCGUAGAGAGAUCGCUAGAGAAACUAAGCUGGGAAUGGAUAUGAAACCCUACGUCGAUUCCCAUUGCGCAGUACCUGACGAAAUGGUGAUUGAUUUACUUAAAAAAUGUUUAUCGGAAGCUGCUUGUGCAAUAAAAGGUUGGAUAUUAGUGGGAUAUCCCAGAACAAAGCUUCAAGCCCAAGCCCUUGAUAUAUCCAGUCUUUCGCCAAAUCGAGUUAUAUUUCUGGAUAUCAAUCGAGCAGAAGCCAAAGAGAGGCUAAAAAGUCGAGAAUUUAGUGAACCACGUGAGGUGCACUACAAUGCUCCGCUAAGUUCAUUGGUGCGGCGACAACCCAACAAAGAGGUUAAUAGGGUCAAUUUCAAAUUAAAUCGAUUUGCAGCGCAUAGAAUUGAGUUGGACGAGUACUAUGGCCAGCGUAUUCUCUUUGUGGAAGCGAACAAAGAUGAGGAAACUGUGUUUGAAAAUGUGGAAUACCUAAUUGUAAAUGAACCACCUCGACAUAUCUUCCCCGUAUGA